Messenger RNA from Trypanosoma rangeli, 1959 nucleotides. RefSeq lists its product as uncharacterized. Lineage: Eukaryota; Euglenozoa; Kinetoplastea; Trypanosomatida; Trypanosomatidae. The record is from RefSeq and is a predicted model, not a curated record. The coding region runs from base 1 to 1959 and encodes 652 amino acids. The transcript has a single exon. Gene Ontology annotation, molecular function: mRNA (2'-O-methyladenosine-N6-)-methyltransferase activity; RNA polymerase II C-terminal domain binding.
AUGUGCGCGUUGGCUCCCGCACCGCAUUUCUUUUGCGCGGCGUCGCACCGUGGCAUGGACGACCUCCCGUCAGCGGCAAAACGCUUGAAGGAAACGCCAGCACCACCACCACGAGUUGUGCCCAUGCCAGUGAUGACGUGGCGAUUGCGCGUGGCACUUCACGUUACGGCGGUGGUGUGGACACGAUGCCAGCGGCAGGGGCGGAGGUGUUUGCUGCCCAUGCACGCGCCGCCGACGAGGUGGAUCGCCACGACGCGCUCGUUGAGCUCUCGCAACGCAUUGGAGGAGGGGUUUGCGGACACUCACAACACCGACGGCCGUGGCCGCUCCCUUCUGACACCGCAGGUGGCUCGAGAGCUUCUCGCGCGCUGGCUGAUGCAGAGCCUAAAUGAAACGACGGAGGCGCGGGCGAGCCGCGACACCGUGACGCUUCUGGACCACGGCGCGCCUGUUCGCCUCCGCCACGGCGACACCACACCGUACACCGUGGUGGAAGUGUCGGAAAUGGCUGGUGGGCAGUACUGGGUUGACGUUGUAGCGGCCGCGUCAACAGCGGGGGACCGCAGGCGCGUGGACCGCGACGACGUCGUCCUGCAUCCGCCGAAGCCUGUGUACUUUGAUCCGUUGCUUCCUGCCGACGAGCUCAACAGCCCCCGCGGCACAUCAACAUGUCUUUUCCUCGCGUCCACGCUCGCGUUGCGAGGGAGGCGUCUCCCACACGAUAAUGCAAUGACAGUCGUGGGCGGCAUGCAGGGCUUUCCAAGGAAAGUGUCGGUCCGCAUGGGCCACUGCGCAUGCGAGCUUAGAAAAAGGCUGAGAGUGCGGUGUCUGGCACGACGCUCCGGCGUUGAUGCGCCGGACAUGACGCCGUCGCGACGGCUGGAGUUGCAAAUGAUGCACGACUGUGUGACGCUGCGCUACGCGGGCCGGACGAUUGAGGUACUUCAGCGAACGCUCGAGCGGUUGUCGCUGCUGUGGGACGCACGCCUGGAAAGAGAGCGAGGCUGCAAUGAAGUCAAUGGAGGCUGUGCGGCGUCAGCACGAGAGUUGUGGCAGUGCGUCGUGACGCAGCAGGCGACGGCGGCCAAUGGAUCGCAUACGUUCGUGACAUCGGAGCCCUUUUUCAUUUCUGCCUUCACCAUGCUGCUGCGGUACCGCUCGCUGCUUGGGGACAUGGGCUACAAUCAAGGCCCACACGCCGCUGUCCCGCCUUCUGUCAUGCGGGAGCUGCAUGACGCCUUUGACGUACGCUGUGAGGCCUUCGCCAGCCCCAUUAAUGCACAACUCCCGCUCUUCGGUUCUCUCUUUCCUGACACAGAUUACUGCUUUGGCAGCCUUGGCUCUUUUUUUGACCUCAAACUCAUCGCCGGCCACUAUGAAAUGAACCCGCCGUUUGUCACCGCCGUGCUGCAGCGCCUAGAAACAUUCCUGCUGCACGACGUGCUCGCGUGUCACGACGGUGCAGCUGACUCCUCGUUGCUGUUUGUUGUUGUGUUGCCGUCACACGACUUGGAUGCGGCGGAGGCGGAGGAGAAGGUGACUCAGGUCGCUCCAACUUCGCUGCAGCAGCGACACACGACGAAGAGUAAACUUUGCAGGAGUAACAACAAUAACACUUAUGAUGAGGGUUGUGAUGGCGGCGGCGGUGGUGAGGGCAGGGAAAGGUGGAAGCGCCCAGGAAGUGCCAAGGAACGGGUGAGCACGGAACGGGUUCUGCGGGAGAGUUCGUUCUGCUUGGCCCACACCCUCUGCGCCGCUGCUGAGUCCGCGUACGUGGAUGGCCAUCAGCACCUCCUGCGUGCACCACUGUUCUGCAUAGGCACACCCACGCGACUGAUUGUCUUGGGGAACAGUGCAGCCCGCCGCCGUUACGGCGAUGCCGCCGAGAAACUCGCUACUGUGAAGGACACGUGGCGCCGUUACACUCUUGAGUCCAAGCUGGUCAGGGGCAGUGCGUGA